Molecule: messenger RNA, 1157 nt
Organism: Liolophura sinensis
Lineage: Eukaryota; Metazoa; Mollusca; Polyplacophora; Chitonida; Chitonidae
Product: protein usf-like
Exons: 4
Coding region: 113-895 (260 amino acids)
Molecular function (GO): hydrolase activity
Source: RefSeq, a predicted model, not a curated record
AUAUUCGACACUGUGUGCCAACAGAAAUCAGCGAGGGGAUCGAGAGCGGUCUAUAUAGGUCAAGGCAGGUCAGUGUCACUGUGCAGCUUGACCUGAAAUUGACUCUCUGGCCAUGCUGUUAGCGAGAUUUACCGGAUGCACGCGGUCACUGCAGUCUGUCCUCCACAAUCUACCGGCGAUGGCAAGUUCUGGAGAUAGAGGCGUUGCUCAUUCUGCUAAAGAGCGCGUCACCUUCCCGUCGGAGAACAAAGCGGGAAAUGGCGAAGGUGUUCUACAAGGGGACGUAACUCAGUCCAAGAAAGGUCUUAUCGUGCUGCAGGAAUGGUGGGGUUUAAAUGAACAGAUACAGGAAGAAGCUGCGGAGAUCGGUAAACUGGGAAACUUCGUGACGCUGGUGCCGGAUUUGUACCGAGGAAAAGUGACAACUGACGCCGAGGAGGCGGGGCAUUUUAUGGGUAACCUUGAUUGGCAGGGAGCCGUUAAGGACAUUCAGGGCGCCGCAAAGUUCUUGCUAUCCAGAGGUUGCUUAAAAGUGGGCGUGACCGGAUUCUGUAUGGGCGGGGCCUUGAGCCUCGCUUCCGCAGCGCUGGUGCCAGAAGUGAGCGCCGCUGCUCCUUUUUACGGCAUCCCCGAUCCGAAGCUUGCAGACGUGUCCAAAAUAAAGAUUCCGAUCCAAUGUCAUUUUGGUGAAAAGGACGACAUUGUUGGCUUCUCGUCUCCGAAGGAUUACGAGGCCUUACGGAAAAAGCUGCAGGAUGGGAAGGUCGCGUUUGAAUUCUAUACCUAUCCUACCGGUCAUGCUUUCACCAAUCCUACUAACCCGAAUUAUAAGAAGGACCUUUGCGAAACCGCUUUCAAGCGUGUGGUGGAAUUCAUGAACAAGAAUCUGAACUGAACAAACUUUCUGCCAUUUCUUACAGUAGGUGAUAAUGUGCGUGGCAUUGUAUCUUCAACAAACACCUCUACAUGUAUGAUCAGUUUUCCCUUACGAUAACCAAGACGUCUCUCUCCCCAAUAUAUGUUAGCCACGAAACAUGUGCGGAAGACUAAAUAAGUAACAUCGAAAUGAUCAGUUGAAAAACAUUGAUGUCCGUAAAAAUCAGCGAAUAUCUUGCACUUGAAUAAGCGUAAUUCGUGUGAUUUUUGUUUUUUGUUUG